AUGCCUGAUAAAAACUGCCUGGUCGGUCAACUUGAACAAUUCGUCUACACUGGAGAUGAACUACGGUGUGAAGCUCUGACGAAAUACUCGCGAUAUGGACUACAUCCGAUCAGACUGGGCGACAUCCUUCCCAAGCUGGCCACAUGUGUCAGCGAUCCAGCUAAGAAACCCAGAUACCGUGUCAUGUUGAAACUCGGAUUCGGAGCAUUUGCCACGGUCUGGCUCGCCCGCGAUCUUGUGGAGGAACGCUAUGUUGCUGUUAAAGUCUGUCUAGGGUCGGACACGCCUCACGUGAGCAGAGAGACAGAAAUCCUGUCCGAUCUCCGCAAAAUCUUGCUCGAAAAGGAUGGUGAUCAGGGAGUUAUUCAACUCUUUGACGUCUUUACCAUCCAGGGACCGAAUGGAUGCCACGAAUGUUUAGUGACCGAGGUGAUCUCCCCCCUGAGCGACCCCGAUGUGAGGCGACAGUGUUCCUCCGGGGCUAUACGCCAAAUCGUACAGGGCAUUGCAUUCCUUCAUGAACAUGGGAUAGCACACGGAGGUACAAUCAGUGGAGCGGUGCCUAACGCGAUUCGUCCCCCAGAGGUCGUAAUCCACGAAAUUUACAGAGGUGAGGUGGGUUCUAUUUGGGGCAAGGCCGCUGACAUCUGGGCGGUCGGCUGUACAUUAUACCAUAUUAAGUCAGGGAAUGAACUCAUUUCGACGUGGGGUUCUCCCAAUGGCCAUCUCGUUCGGGCGAUUCAACUUGGUGGGCCUCCGCCGAAGACUUGGCCCGAAAUUCGGGAAAAGCGGGAUCGCCACGAUGGAAAUGGUCUAGUCUCCUCUGACCGGUCUCGAGCCUGGGAAGCACGUGAGGCGAACCGAAGGUCGUCUAGGCACCCGCAUGAUGAGGAGAGAGACGUUUUCCUUGACCUGAUAAAGAAGAUGAUCGUAACGGAUCCUGAUGAACGGAGUCCGAUGGCAAAGAUCUCUUGA
Molecule: messenger RNA, 975 nt
Organism: Verticillium alfalfae VaMs.102
Lineage: Eukaryota; Fungi; Ascomycota; Sordariomycetes; Glomerellales; Plectosphaerellaceae
Exons: 5
Coding region: 1-975 (324 amino acids)
Biological process (GO): regulation of mRNA processing; spliceosomal complex assembly; protein phosphorylation
Molecular function (GO): protein kinase activity; ATP binding
Source: RefSeq, a predicted model, not a curated record